This is a messenger RNA of Dentiscutata erythropus, 327 nucleotides long. The record is from the annotation of a GenBank genome assembly. Lineage: Eukaryota; Fungi; Glomeromycota; Glomeromycetes; Diversisporales; Gigasporaceae.
AUGACCGAUAGUGAUAGUAAUGCCAAUGAUAACACUUCUAAUGAUGAGUUUGAUGCUACCAGUAAUGAUUCUUCCCCCGAUUCGCAAUAUUUGGUUACCUUCAAGCGUAAUAAUCAUAGGGAGACAAUAAUAAACCACACGAUAGAUUAUAAAGAUCUUUUUACAAUGCAAGAACAGGAUUAUAUUACUGAUUAUAUCGCUGAUUCCACGGGUUCUGAAUAUGAAGAAAGUACCAAAAGUACUCACAAGAAAAGUGAAAAAAAAGAACCUGGGCAAGAUGAAGGUCUUGCUAACUAUAGAAAACGUUAUUGGAUACAAAGAGGUUGA